Messenger RNA from Paramecium primaurelia, 3395 nucleotides. The record is from the annotation of a GenBank genome assembly. Lineage: Eukaryota; Ciliophora; Oligohymenophorea; Peniculida; Parameciidae.
AUGCUCAAACCCAAAACAAGCAACCCAAACAGUAUUAAAUUGUUUAAUUUAGACAAGAUUACUGGAUGCAAGGUUGAAGGUCAAAUAAAACAAAAGAUGACCAUAAAUGAAACUAAAUUAUAAGGAAUUACAGAAUCAAAUUAAUAAGAUAUUUUCAUGGCCAGCAAAUUAAAUCCUAGUCAAAUAGUUACACCUAACAAAAUUAAGAAAAAGAAGAAGAAAAAAUCUAAGAAAUCUUCAUAGAAAUCAAAAACUGAAAUACAAAAAAGUGGUUUUAAAACAAAAAAGUCUAUUUCAUAAGUUAUUCCAUGGGGUGUUAAUUAGCAAAGAUUACGUAAUUACAUAAUAGCUGAAUAACAAAAAUAUUUUAAUGCGAUGUAACGUCGAAAUACAAGAACAACUGUUGACCUUAAAGAAAGGAGAUAAUAAAUUGGCACAUCAUUUUUAAACCAAUAAGCAGAUAAGAAUAUUAAGUCUAUGAUUAAAAGUAAUAUGAUUUAUUAAGCUAGAGAAAAAAUCAUUUCAUGAUGAGAAUCAAUCUAAUAAAAAAUAAAAAAUAUCAACUGCUUUACAAUAAUAAUACAAAAAGUUAGUAAAUAAACCUAAAAAUUUGAACAUUGUACAUAAUCGAUUGAAAAUGAGUUAAAUACACUAUCCUAGUCCUGCUUAAAAUAUAUAAAAAAGGAAUAGAAGUCUAUCAUAAGGUUAACAUAAUAAACCAAUUUAAAAUAAUAGAAUAAGAACAGGUUCUCUUCAUGAGAAGACUGGUACCUUAUUUGAAGCAUCUAAUUUAUAAUUAAAAUUCAAUAAAGGUUAGAAACAAAAAAGAAUAGUUUUAUAAUAUUAAAAUAUUGAUGAGAAUUUACUAAAUAAUAAUAAACUAGUAUGUAAUUCAUCAAAACCUCAUUCAUCUCUAUAUAAAUUUAUGAGUAAUUCAAGCAAUAAUAAUAUUCCUAAUGAUAGUGAAGGAGAAUAAAAUAUUUAAGAUUUGGAUGAUAGUUUUUAUAGUUAAAAAAAUAUUCUAGAUACUUAUUCUGAUAAAGAAGAAGCUUAAUAAAUUGAAGAAAAAAACAUAUUUUAAUGUUCUUAUCCUGAAAAUUAUAAUGAAGAGUAUUAAAUAAAAUAAGAAAAUUGUAAGAAGAUUACUUUACCUUAGAAUAAUUAGUCUUUUGAAAAUUAGGCUGCAUUGAUCAUUUAAAAAAUAUGGAAAGGAUAUAAAGUACGAAAGAUGAUUUUCGAAUCUAAAUUUUAAUAAAAAAUAGACAUUAAUAAAACUAAAGAUGGAUUAAAUUUAUAAAGUUUAACCAAAUCUCAAAUUAAUAAAUUAAUUAAAUUUGGAUUUCUCAAAAAAGGUUCAAUAGAUAAUUCUUAGCUUAUAGAUGAAUCUAGCUUUUUAAGUCAUUCUAGACCCAAUUCUUAAAUAGAUAAUUAAAAAGAAAUAAAAAAAAAUAUUGAAACAAAUUAAUAUUAAAGAUUUAUAGAAAACUUUUAAGAUGAUAUUGAUUGCAAACCAAAUUAGUCUAAUCAAUUGAAUUAAGUUUCAAAUAAAUUUAAAAAUAUGUAGUUACAAAUUAUAUCUGAGCAUACUCCUGAAAAAAUUAAGAAAUCAUAUUAAAAUUCUCAAGAUGAAUCUAUUGGGAAUUAAAAAUCAAGAAAAAUUAGUAAAUUAUCAAUAGAUGUUGAAGAGUAAGAGGAAGAGAAUAAGGUUGAUAUUGGAGAAAUUAGAUGUGCUUUUGGUUCAGAAUCAUUAUUAAAGAGUCUUUCAUAAGAAGGUGAAUAAUCAUUUUAGUAAGAUAAAGGAUUGUUUGAAUAAACAUCAUUCUAAGACUUUGUUAUGAAUAAAUUUAAAGAACUUAUGUAGAGAGACAAGAUGGAUUAAUUAAUUGCUUUAAGAGAAGAAGCAGUUUAAUAAAGAUAAUAAUAAUCUUUAAAGUAAAUUGAUAAAGCUUUUUAAAAUAAUUAAAUAUCCCCUAGAACAUUUGAAGUUUAAUAAAAGAAAAUAGAGAAAUGGGUAAAUAAAUAAAAAACAGAUUUAGAGUAAAAAAAGAGAGAAAUUCUUAAAGGAUAAUAAAGUGUAUUUGAUGCAAUAGUAAAAACUUAAAGAGAUUUAUAAUUUGUAAAAUAAAUGAUGUCCUCAUAAAAUUCAUAAACAUAUAUAAAAAUAGUUGAUACAUUAAGUUAAGAAUCUGUAAACUUUUCUGAAAAUUCUUUAAAAAAUUCAAUAAUAGAUAUUUAAAUAUCAAAUUCUUAAAUGUAGUAAUCUUUAUAAGAUGAUAAAAAUAAGAUAUAUGAUGAUGUAGUUACAAUAUAGAGAAAAAGUAAUAAUAUAUUAGAAGAGAAAGAAUUAAUUUGUCCUGAACCAUUUAAUCUAAAAAAACUAGCCUAAUCUUAAUUUGUAAGAAAUGUUGAACAAUUAAAAGAACCAUAAAAGAUAUCAGAUAAAUGUGCUGAUUCUUAUUCUAUUUUGAUUUCAAAUAUGUUAAUAUAAGAGGAAGUAAAUACUUUUUAUACAGAAAUGCAAAGAUAUGGAAUAGAUUUAUAUGAAAUAAUCAACAAAUCUUAAUUAAAUACAAAAAAUUAAAUAGUUUAGCCAAAAGAGCAAAAGAUUUAGGGAUUGAAAACAAAUGUUGCUUAAAUUAAAUAAUAUCUCAAAUAUUUGGAAGAUUAUUUAAUAGGUAAAAUAAUUAAUAAUAUAUAAUUUUAGAUAAUGUAAUGAUUUAAAUUUAGAGAGUUAUCAAUUUACCAUUGGGUCCAUCAUCAAAAUUAAUGCUUAAAUUUCUUUAACCAAUUCGAGAUUCAGCAGAGUCAGAUUUUGAUUCAAAUGGAAAUUAGCAUUAAAUAAUUCUAAGUGUAGAGUUAUUUGGUAAAUUUGAAAGAUAUUUAAUGGAAUAAAGAAUUAUUAACCAUCAAAAUAAACUAAUAAUUGAAUUAGAACAUAUUCAUAAUAAAGCAAUCUUUGAUUCUUUAACUGAAGCACUUGAUUAUUUUAGACCAUAUGGUCUAAUUGGAUAACCAUUUUUAUGGAAAUCUGAUCCAACUAGAUUAAGAGCAAGGGAAAUUUAAUUGACUGAUAUUCCUUAAAUUAUUAGGAAAGCUUCAGAAAAAGUCAUAGAUUGGAGUCAUUAUAUGACAGGGAUAUUGGUUGAUAAAGAGGAUUCACCAUUUCCAAAAUCUAUGUAAUUAGAUUAAGAAACCAUAGCAUAAAUAAGAGAAGAUAGACUCUAUAGAAUGUUAACAUUAGAUGUAUAAUUUAAAUUUGAGAAUUGUAGAUUAUAGAUAAUGAAGAUAAAUGGACAAAUUAUGAUGAAGAGACUACAGAAAUCUCAAUAGAUUUAUCAGAUCUAUUAUUUGAUUAUCUUAUUGAAGAAGUAGCAUAUGAGAUGUUUAAGAAAUGA